GCCGACGCCGCUGCUCCGGUCAGUGCGCCGCCGUCCCCGGCGCCGCCGCCGCGGGCGCCCGCGGCAGCGGCGGCCAACAGGCCUUCCGCCGCCGACCGCGCGGAGCGGGCGCUGCGCCAGGCCGCGGAGCUGCGGUUCCGGGACCUGCACUCCAUGUUCCAGGUCCUCGACCGGGGGAACAACGGCUACGUCUCGGGGGCGGAGUUCGUGGAGGCGCUGUCCAGGGACAUCCUCUGCAGCUUCGGCUUCUCGGAGGCGGACCUCGCCGAGCUGGCCGGUCGCUUCGACCUGAACGGCGACGGGUUUGUCAGUUUCAACGAAUUCGCGCACUACCUUGAGGGCAAGGCUCUCCGGGCCCUCCCACCCGAGGGCAUGCUCUUGAGGGCAGCAAGAGGGUUGACCGCAGCAGCCCCGUGGCCAAUCGGCCAACUGAUUGUUCCAGCAGUGGCGCUGCGUGAUGUUCAGGCCCACCAGGCAAUGCUCUAA
Prorocentrum cordatum is the source of this 486-nucleotide messenger RNA. NCBI's taxonomy places the organism in Eukaryota, Dinophyceae, Prorocentrales, Prorocentraceae. The record is from the annotation of a GenBank genome assembly.